Drosophila erecta is the source of this 1343-nucleotide messenger RNA. Its product is annotated as probable isocitrate dehydrogenase [NAD] subunit alpha, mitochondrial. Bases 46 to 1233 code for a protein of 395 amino acids. Gene Ontology annotation, cellular component: mitochondrion. Gene Ontology annotation, molecular function: isocitrate dehydrogenase (NAD+) activity. Lineage: Eukaryota; Metazoa; Arthropoda; Insecta; Diptera; Drosophilidae. The record is from RefSeq and is a predicted model, not a curated record. The transcript has a single exon. Gene Ontology annotation, biological process: tricarboxylic acid cycle; isocitrate metabolic process.
AGUCCGCUCCACUCACAACUCACAUUUCGGGCCAAAUUCUCAAAAAUGAACACCCUGCGGAAACUGAACAGCCUGCCGCCCUUGAGAUCGGUGGGCGGUGCCUAUCGUCUGCUUGCUUCCAAGGAUCAGAAGAAGGAUGCCGCGGGGCAGAAGGCCAGACAGCCGGAAAAGCCGGCGGGCAAGUGUAAGGGCAAGGAUGGUGGCCAGGCCAAGGGCGCAGGAUCCCCGCAGGCUGACCCCGGCAAGAAGGUCACCAAGGUGUCCCUGAUCAACGGCGAGGGCGUGGGACCCGAGCUGAUGAACGCGGUGCAGGAGGUUAUUUGUGCCGUAAAGGCGCCAAUAGAGUGGGAUGUCCUCGAGGAGUUCAUGGCCAAGGACAGCGAGGACGUGUCCCCGGAGGUCCUUCAGUCCCUGCGAGCCCACAAGGUGGGCAUCAAGGGACCCGUGGACAGUCGCCACUGGCAGCGCGAGAUCCGCAAGCAGUUCGCCCAGUUCGCCUACGUGUCCUUGUGCUCCCACAUCGAGGGUCUGGACUCGCCCUACGGCGCCUUCGACGUGGUCAUCAUCCGGGACCAGAUGGAGGGCGACUACUCCGGCAUCGAGCACCGGGUGGUCCCGGGUGUCAUGCAGACCAUCAAGGUCAGCACCACGGCCGGAGCGUCCAGGAUCGCCCAGUUCGUCUUCGACUACGCCGUGAAGCACAACCGCAAAAGGAUCACGGUGGCCCACAAGGCCAACAUCAUGCGGAUGACGGACGGCAACUUCCUGGAGGCCAUGCGCGCGGAGGCCGAGAAGCACGUGGACGACGUCAUCUUCGAGGAGCGCUACCUGGACACCUGCAUCCUGAGGAUCCUGGUGAAGCCCGAAAAGUGCGACGUGAUGGUCUCGUCCAGCAUGUACGGCGACGUGCUGCGGGUGAUAGCCGGCGGCAUGAUGGGUGCGCCGGGCAUCUGUCCCGGCUACUCCGUCAGCUCCCUGGGCACCGUGUUCGACUCCCGGAUGAAGGCGCACCAAGAGCUCGCGGGCAAGGAUCUAGCCAAUCCCACGGGCUCCCUGCUCUGUGCCGCCCUCAUGCUGCGCCACGUGCAGAUGGACAAGCAGGCUGACCAGGUCGAGUGCGCCAUUCGCAAGGUCUACAAGGACACCGAUAUCCGCACCAAGGAUGUGGGCGGCAAGGCCAAGUGCUCAGAGUUCGUCAAGGCCGUGUGCGAUUGCCUCGAAGCAGAUAAUUGAAGCGAUGUUCUUGCCACAAAAUUAGCUAUCCUAUGAAACCACGUAUGCUGUAUCUUCUAUCAAACCAUUCCAAGAUAUAUGUAUUAACAUUAAAGGAACAUUGAAAAAGA